This is a messenger RNA of Aspergillus saccharolyticus JOP 1030-1, 1048 nucleotides long. RefSeq names its product PIN domain-containing protein. Bases 372 to 905 code for a protein of 177 amino acids. NCBI's taxonomy places the organism in Eukaryota, Fungi, Ascomycota, Eurotiomycetes, Eurotiales, Aspergillaceae. Gene Ontology annotation, molecular function: nuclease activity. The record is from RefSeq and is a predicted model, not a curated record. The transcript has 3 exons.
GUCCAAGCUCUUUUUAAUUCGAAUAUAUCCAGGUUCUCUACCAACAUCCACAUUGUUUUCAUCGAACAUAUAAGUUGAAUGUUCGUUGGGCGAUCCACCAGUUGGCGGUCGUCAACACCGCCCUCGUGAUUCUCCUCGACCGGAACCCUCCUCCGCCUUCAACAUCCGGAGGUCGCAUCAUCGCCUGUCCAGCAACUCUCUCCCCCUCCUUCUUCCUCACCAUCCCUCGCCCCCCUUUCUCCUCCUCCGUCAUAUCUUGCUUGCGGCUCGCACCUUAUCUUUUUCCCCUCCUCUUCCUGCUCCUCUGGAGCUCUCCAUGCCUGAUAUCGGUUCCCGCGUCUAAAGUCCGUGACCGAGCUCCCGCUUUCACCAUGCCGAUCCGUCCUUUGGAUGAAUGGGCCUCCACCCGCACUCAGUCGCUCCCUCUGGCCGCUCUGAAAGGGGCGGUCAUCGGUAUCGAUGCGUCGCACUACAUUUCCCAGCACCUCCUCCACCCCUCUUCCCGCGAACCCCUUCUGGUCGCCCUGGGCGGAUUUCCGUUCGCGUUGAAAAACAACAUUGAAAAGGAGCUCCAGGUUUUCAAGGACUUGGGCGUCGCCUGCGUCUUCGUGUUCAAUGGCCUCCACUUCGGUAAAAAGGAUCAACGACCCCACGUGCAGCAGGAAGCCGUCCGUGCUUUCGAGCAAGCCUGGGACCUCUACGACCAGCAACAAGCCGAUCAAGUAGUGGAUGCCUUCAGCAGCGCCGGCACCCCCCGCCCGGACUCCCUCUACCGGUUCCUCCAGCGCAUUCUACACCAAAACGGAGUUGACUACAUCGUGGCUCCCUACAGUGCUGCAGCUCAGGUAAGGACUAACCCAAUAUUCGUGGAGGUUACAAUCUCACGCCCGGUCUCUUUCGCAUAGCUCGCCUAUCUGACCAAAGGCCCGAACCCGCUGAUUGAUGCGGUCUGCGGAUCCUCCGAAGCCUUUCUUUUUGAUGUGGAACGGUUGAUCACGCGGAUUGAUACAGACCCCGCCCAGUUCUUCUGGAUCACCAAGCAGACCUG